Messenger RNA from Dendroctonus ponderosae (mountain pine beetle), 4249 nucleotides. Its product is annotated as probable multidrug resistance-associated protein lethal(2)03659. The record is from RefSeq and is a predicted model, not a curated record. Gene Ontology annotation, molecular function: ATP binding; ATP hydrolysis activity; ABC-type transporter activity. Gene Ontology annotation, cellular component: membrane. NCBI's taxonomy places the organism in Eukaryota, Metazoa, Arthropoda, Insecta, Coleoptera, Curculionidae. The coding region runs from base 150 to 4106 and encodes 1318 amino acids. The transcript has 15 exons. Gene Ontology annotation, biological process: transmembrane transport.
AGCUCGUCUAUCAGAUGUCCUGAGAUUGUUGAACGUUUGCUGGUCAUGUGCGUAAGCCUUGGACUUUGUUGCUAACUAACCGGCUAAGUGACAUUGUUCCCUGUCCACAAGUGCUUAGGUGCGGUUUCAGCCUCUUCUAAUGCCCACACAUGGAGGACGUAAAAGAAGCCGAGGCGCGCAAGAGCGACAAGCGGACCCACCCCUUUCAAACUGCCGGCAUAUUUUCGAAAAUCUUCUUCACAUGGAUGCUGUCACUCUUCGUCAAAGGCUUCAAGAAGGACCUGCUAGAGGAGGAUUUGUAUCCUCAUCUGCCUGCCCAUGAGUCCACUUACCUGGGGGAUAAACUGGAGCGGGAAUGGGCGAAGGAGUUGAAGAGGAACGCAAAGGAGCCAUCGCUGUGGAGGGCGCUGAGCGGUGUUUUCGGCAAGCAGCUGCUGGUGCUGGCCUGUUGCUACUUCUUCAGCGAACUGUUCGUGAAGCUGGGGCAGCCGCUCUUCCUCUCCAAACUUCUGGAAUACUAUGAGCCAGGGUCCAGCAUGAGCAAGUCGGAGGCCUACUAUUAUGCUGCGGGCAUUGCUCUGUGCUCCUUCAUCACCCAAACCUUCCAGCACUCGUUCAUGCUGCACAACUUCCACCUAGGAAUGAAAAUCCGGGUAGCCACCUCCGCUUUAGUCUACCGCAAAGCGCUGCGGCUCAGCAAGGGGGCCCUGGCCGAAACCACAGUAGGCCAAAUGGUUAAUCUCAUCUCGAAUGAUGUGGGUAGAUUCGAGCUUGUUACCACCCAUAUCCACAGCCUCUGGAUGGCGCCAGUUGAGACCUCAGUGGUUCUCACCUUGAUCUACUUCUACGUGGGGCCUACUGGGAUGAUCGGGGUGCUGCUGAUGUUCCUCUUCAUCCCCUUGCAAAUGUGGAUGGGCAAGAAGACGUCGGAAUAUCGGCUGGCGACCGCCCUGCGAACCGACGAAAGGAUUCGCCUGAUGAACGAGAUCAUCGGAGGGAUGCAGGUCAUCAAAAUGUACACUUGGGAGAAGCCUUUUGCUAAGCUGGUGGAAUUCACUAGGCGGCGCGAGAUCCAGCAAAUCAAGAAAAUCUCCAUCAUUCGCGGCAUCAUGAUGUCCUUCAACUUGUUCCUGAAUAGAUCCUCAAUCUACAUCUGCGUUGUCACCUAUGUGCUCACGGGGAGCAUCCUGAACGCCCAGUACGUCUACGUGCUACAGUCGCUCUAUGGAGUGCUGCGGAUGUCGGUCACCAUGUUCUUCCCCCAAGGGAUCACGCAGGUGGCCGAGGCCAACAUCUCGGUGAAGCGGCUGAAGAAGUUCCUUCUCUAUGAGGAAGUAGCGGUUGACUCCAGCGCCACAUUCUUCAACGGCAUCCAAUCGAAGGAGCAACUGAAGUCUUCCAAGUCUGAAGGCCCCGUUGGCAUCCACAUGAACAGGGCCUGCUUCAAGUGGAUUAAGUCGCGCAACGAUAACACUCUUCAGGACAUUGACGUGCAGGUGGGCGCCCAAGAAUUGGCUGCAAUCAUUGGACCAGUAGGGAGUGGAAAGACCACGCUCCUCCAUGCAAUUCUGGGCGAGUUGGUUCCGUUGUCUGGAACUGUGCAGGUCACGGGGAAAGUCUCCUACGCCUCCCAAGAGCCGUGGCUCUUUGUCGGCAGCGUGAGGCAAAACAUCACCUUUGGCCAAAAUUAUGACGCCCGCAAGUACCACGAAGUGGUGCGAGUUUGUCAGCUCCAAAGGGACUUCAGCCUCUUCCCCUACGGGGACCGCACGGUUGUAGGAGAGCGAGGGGUGUCCCUCAGCGGAGGCCAAAGAGCGCGCAUCAAUCUGGCCCGGGCUGUUUACAAAGACGCCGACAUCUACCUACUAGACGAUCCCCUAUCGGCAGUAGAUGCCCAUGUAGGGAAGCAGAUGUUUGAAGAAUGCAUCACUGGCUACCUGAAGAACAAGUGCGUGAUCCUGGUCACCCAUCAGCUGCAGUAUUUGAAGAACGUCCAGAAAAUCUACCUGUUUGGGCACGGGAAGAUCGACCGCUCUGGGACGUACGAGCAGCUGCAGAACGCCGGCACUGAAUUCACUCAGCUGCUCAACGACCUCAAGGACAUAAUAGAUGAUGAGGAACCGGAUAAGGAAGAAGAGCCAGCAUUUGUGGACGUGGUGCCUUCGAAGCGCCUCAGGCGAAUAUCCACCAAAGAAGUGCUGCCAAAGGAACAAGACAAGGAGCAAAAGCUGGAAAAAGAGAGCAGAGGAGAAGGCACCAUUUCAUGGACAAUCUACAAGUCCUACUUCGUUUCUGGUGGCCACUGGUGCAAAAUCCUAACUCUCUUUAUAAUCUUUGUGAUGUCUCAAGGUUUGGGGAGUUUGGCUGACUAUUUCCUCACCGUCUGGGUCAACAUGAAUCAACUCAGCAAGGCUGGAGAGGGCCUGGCCGGUGCAAACAGCACUGCAGUUGAUCUGCCAGUUUUCCAGGAUUUCUGGAUUAACACCUUGAACAACGACAUGCUGCUGACGUUCUACAGUGCCAUCAUUUUCCUGCUAGUCACACUCACCAUUGGUCGAUCGCUGGCUUUUUACCGUUUCUGCAACAAAGCCUCCGUCAGGCUGCACAACAACAUGUUCAACAAGAUCGUACAUGGCACCAUGCGGUUCUUCAAUGUGAAUCCUUCCGGGCGCAUUCUGAAUCGCUUCUCCAAGGACAUGAACCAAGUGGAUGAAGUUCUGCCCAUGACUUUGCUGGAUACUUUGCAGAUUUCCAUGAACGUCUGCUUCAUCAGCAUCGUGGUGGCCUCCGUUAACCCCUGGAUGAUGCUGCCCACCGUUAUCAUGCUCACUAUUUUCUACUUUUUGAGGGUGGUUUUCCUGGCGACCAGUCGCAACAUCAAGCGACUGGAAGGGAUCACUAGAAGCCCCGUAUAUUCGCACCUUACAGCCUCCCUGCAAGGUCUGACCACCAUCAGGGCAUUUGGAGCCCAGGAAAUCCUCAAAAGUGAAUUCGACAACUACCAGAACGCCUAUAGUUCCGCCUACUUUAUGUUUCUGGGUGCGAAUCGGACGUUUGGGUUCUGGCUGGAUAUGCAUUGCGUGAUCUUCAUCAGUUUGGUCACCUUAAGCUUCCUGGUGAUGGACACAGAGACAAUGGGCGGCAACGUGGGGCUGGCCAUAACUCAGGCAAUUCAGCUAACUGGGAUGUUCCAAUGGGGGAUGAGGCAGUGGAGCGAACUGGAAAACACCAUGACUUGCGUGGAGAGGAUCAAGGAGUACGCCGAUGUGGUUCCAGAGCAGGAUCCUGAGUCCGAAGACCCGCCAGCUUAUUGGCCGAAUGAGGGCGGUUUGAGGUUUGAGGACUUGAGUUUGCGAUAUGCCUCAGGGGAGGAUUUGGUGCUCAAGAAUCUCACCUUUGAGGUGAAGAGGGCGGAGAAAGUGGGCAUUGUUGGCAGGACGGGGGCUGGAAAGUCGUCCAUCAUCAUCGCCCUGUUCAGGCUGGCCAUCAAUGAGGGCAGGAUUAUUGUUGAUGGCCUGGAUACAGCCAAAGUCAGUUUCAGAAGGCUGCGAUCCAGCAUCUCAAUCAUCCCUCAGGAGCCAGUGCUCUUUUCAGGCACUCUGAGGAAGAAUCUGGAUCCCUUCGACGAGUACAGUGACGAGGUGCUGUGGAACUCGCUGGAGCAGGUGGAGCUGAAACCAGCGGUAUCAGAACUUCCCCAGGGCCUGGAAAGCCGGAUGUCGGAAGGCGGAUCCAACUUUAGCGUGGGACAACGGCAGCUGGUGUGUCUGGCCAGAGCAAUCGUGCGAAAGAACAAAAUCCUCGUCCUGGACGAGGCCACGGCCAAUGUGGACCCCCACACAGAUGCCCUUAUUCAGACCACCAUCCGGGACAAGUUUGCCUCUUGCACUGUGCUGACGAUAGCGCACCGAUUGCACACGAUCAUGGAUUCGGACAAGGUUCUGGUCAUGGACGCGGGAAGAGUGGUGGAGUUUGGCCAUCCUCAUGAACUGCUGCUGAAGAAGGAGGCCGGAGUUUUUUACGACCUGGUCCAGCAAACUGGCAAAGCCAUGGCGGAGAACUUGGCGGGGAUUGCUGAGGAGGCCCACAGGAAAACCAGAAGUUAGGCGCCCUUGGAGCUUAGCGCUGCUGAGCACGGCGCGUAAACUGAGUCUGUGAUGGUUUAAGUACCUUCCUUCCUACUAAAUAUGAAGAGUUUUGAUGUGGAGACACUGUGACCUUAAUAAAAAUUCAUUAAAGUUGUCUUAAA